Molecule: messenger RNA, 2850 nt
Organism: Didymella exigua CBS 183.55
Lineage: Eukaryota; Fungi; Ascomycota; Dothideomycetes; Pleosporales; Didymellaceae
Product: glycoside hydrolase family 31 protein
Exons: 4
Coding region: 213-2774 (853 amino acids)
Biological process (GO): carbohydrate metabolic process
Molecular function (GO): hydrolase activity, hydrolyzing O-glycosyl compounds; carbohydrate binding
Source: RefSeq, a predicted model, not a curated record
GCUAUAGCACCCUCAAGUAUGCUGGACGCACUCGUGACGAAUUGUAAGAUCGCCAAUCAUCUCAGACUCUCGUGGAACCGUUACCACAUGUCAUGUCAAUUUCUACAAGCACGAUGAUCGCAAAGAGCAAGGGCUAAGGGUCAUGUUCAGCGGACUAUAUAGAGCAGACAUGGCUUCCUCGCCACAAUGGCUCCCUGACUGCAAUUUCCGCAAUGCCAGCCGCAACAACAGCUUUUCUACAGGGUUUAUUGCUACUCGGCUCGUACUUUCCCAAGUGGGGAAAUGCAGUCCCUCUGAGAAGAGCUGACGAUUGUCCUGGCUACAAAGCCAGCAAUGUCGUGCGCGGAGAGAACAGCAUAACAGCCGACUUGACCUUGGCUGGCGCCGCUUGCAACCUUUACAGUCCAGACCUGACCGACCUCAAAUUUCUGGCAGAAUGGCAAACCGACUCCCGCCUCCAUGUAAUGAUCUUCGACAAAGACGAACAAGUAUACCAAAUACCGGACUUCGUCGUGCCGCGACCUGGUGGAUCGGUCAGCUCUGAUUCAUCGCUGCUUGAUGUUUCUGUGGGAGAAGAGCCAUUCUGGUUUACCGUCACGCGCAAAAGCAAUGAUGAGGUCCUCUUCAGCACCAAGGGAUCUAACAUCGUUUUCGAAACCCAGUAUCUGCGCCUCAGAACAUCCUUGCCGGACAACCCGUCUAUCUACGGUCUGGGCGAGCACACUGAUUCUCUACGACUACCGACUUCGAAUUAUGUCCGAACAAUGUGGGGGCGUGACGCUGGUGCCGUGCCUCUGAAGACUAACCUUUACGGAACUCACCCGGUCUACUUCGAGCAGCGGGCCGAUUCUGGCCUGUCGCACGGGGUCCUGAUGCUAAACAGCAAUGGUAUGGAUGUUAAAAUCAACAAUGAUAAUGGCCAGUAUUUGGAAUACAACACCAUCGGUGGAGUAGCUGAUCUCUACUUCAUGGCCGGGCCCCUACCGUUUGAUGUUGCUCGAGAGUACAGCGAGAUCACUAAAAAGGCUGCGAUGAUGCCAUACUGGGGUCUGGGAUUCCAUCAAUGCAGAUUCGGCUACGAAAGCAUCGGUGAGGUCGCAGCCGUGGUUGCCAACUACAGCGCAGCCGGAAUCCCUCUAGAGACAAUGUGGACAGAUAUUGAUUACAUGGACAAGUACAAGGUCUUCACCUUGGGCGAGAGAUUCCCGCUCAACGAAGUCCGUAAUCUCGUCAACAACCUGCACAGCAGUAACCAGCACUACAUCGUCAUGGUCGACCCUGCCGUCGCUGCUCAAGAUUACCCAUCCUACAACAGGGGUGUGGAAGCUGGUGCUUUUGUCAAGAACAGCGCUGGUGAUCCUUGGAAGGGCCAGGUCUGGCCAGGCACUACCGCAUUUCCCGACUGGUUUGCGCCGAACACGCAAGGCUACUGGGAUAAUGAGUUCGCUACCUUCUUCGACAAAGACACUGGAGUUGAUAUUGACGCACUUUGGAUCGACAUGAACGAACCUUCAAGCUUCUGCGACUUUCCGUGCGACCAGAACAAGGCUAGUUCGGCCGCAUCAUCUAACAUUCCUGAAAUCACAAAUAGACAGUCCGGUGGUGACAAGAAAGGAAUUCCUGACCGGGACCUUCUGUUCCCCAAAUAUGAGAUCAAGAACGAGGCAGGCGGGCUAAGUAACAAGACCGCUCAGACCGAUCUCGUCCACUCGGGAGGCUGGACCGAGUACGAUACGCAUAACUUGUACGGAACCAUGAUGAGCGAGGCUAGCCACAACAGCAUGCUCAAGCGACGUCCUGAUAAGCGACCUAUGGUCAUCACUCGCAGUACGUUCGUUGGUGCCGGCAGCUACGUCGGCCACUGGCUAGGUGACAAUGUUUCGGCCUGGGACCAGUACCUGACAUCCAUCCGACAUCUCCUUCAGUUCGUCUCCUUCUUCCAAGUCCCAAUGGCUGGCGCUGACGUGUGCGGUUUCCUGAACGACGUAACCGAGGAUCUCUGUGCGCGAUGGACUGUACUGGGCGCCUUCUACCCGUUCUACAGAAACCACAACGUAGCCGGAGCCAGGUCUCAGGAGGCGUAUCGUUGGGAUUCCGUGACUGCAGCUGCAAAGAAAGCCAUCGAUCUUCGCUACAGGCUUCUGGACUACAUGUACACCGCUAUGCACAGGCAGACUGUAGACGGUACACCCAUGCUGGCACCGCUAUGGAUGCAUUACCCCAAAGAUGCCAAUACAUACGCGAUCGAGACACAGUUUUUCUAUGGCCCUUCACUGAUGGUCAACCCCGUGACACAAGAGGGUUCUUCGUCUGUCUCUUUCUAUGUGCCCGGCGGAGUCUGGUACGAUCUUUUCACACGCAGGGCGGUACAAGGUGCUGGAGCCACAAUCACGUACUCCAAUGUCCCUACCACAGAUAUUCCCGUGCUUGUCCAUGGCGGUUCCAUUGUGCCUUUGCGCACCGAGAGCGCGAAUACUACCAGGGCUCUUCGUGACAAGCCCUUUGAGCUUCUGGUUGCGCCAGAAAGCGAUGGUACUGCUAGUGGCUCCCUGUACCUUGACGAUGGCGAGAGUCUUGAACAGUCUGGUACCAGCGAGAUCAAGUUCACACUAAGCGGAUCAACACUCACGGCUGAGGGAACGUUCGGCUUCCCGACGGUCUUGCAGAUCAAGAGCGUGACGAUUUUGGGCAGCGGUGACGCACAAUCAUUCGAGCUGAACAAGAGCUUCGAUGGCAGCUGGAGUGUAGAUGUUGGAAGUCUGAAGAAGCUGUGACCGCAUCGAAAGGAUCGGACUAUGACAUCAUAUUGCUAGCGCAGAAUGAAGAUUAUGAAUACUUGCACCCCCAAAC